AUGAGGGAGACGACGUACGCGGGAGUGGGGAGUAUAAAGGCGGGGGUGCGAGUAGUGCUAGUGGUGCGAUAUUUCACCCCCCAGAAUUCCCAUAUCCUAUCACUAAUUCUCACAUUACAAUCUCAAGGAAAACUACUACCAACCCCUUCCCAGCUCCUAAAGCUCCUCCUCCCGCUACAACUCACCGGCUCCUCCCACCCAACCGACCCCCCUCUCGCCCUGCUAGUCCACCCCCUGCAACCUCUCUCCUACCUCCAAUGCCUAAUCCAAGCUGAGCUCCCACCGAUAACUUCCCCCAACUCGGCCCCCCGCGCUCCAAGCAUCUCCUUCAAAGCCGUAGACCUCGGCGAUACCCUCCUUGAAGUACACACCAACACCAAAAGCAGAAGGAAGCUCCAGUCUCUGGGUGGCUGGAAGGGCGAGGGUGGGGCCGAAACAGUCGGGGGGCUCAGUUCCCUUAGUCCCUCCGAGAGAUCGGGCAAGGGCGGAUACGUGCGCUGGUCCGCGUCUACGGAAGUAGGCGACUUUGUCCGCGACGUGGCGAGGGGCACAGAGUUUGUCAUCGAGAUUGAAGGAAGCGAUGAUGUGCCCGUCAGCAUGCCCAGCUUUAGGCAGCGGACGCAUUACCUCCGCCAGCGACUUGUCGCCGCGGCGAGGGAGAUUGAGCUACAAUCCAGGGUCGAGUCUGGAUCUGACGGGGCUGCACAGAGGGUUGCUAUUAGUGGGUUUGCGGGAUUGGUGGGGUGGUGGGUGGGGGUUUACUGGCUGACGUUUAAGACUGGUUUGGGGUGGGAUGUCAUGGAGCCGGUGGCCUACCUUGUCGGCUUAUCCACCGUCAUUGUCGGAUAUCUCUUACUCCUUUACGGUGGCCGCGAGGUUCCCUGCCGGUCUGUCCCGCGUAUGGAUGUGUCGAAACGGCGGAUGAAGCUCUACCGAGAGAAGGGGUUCGGUGUUGACAAGUGGCAGGAGUUAGUCAAUGAGGGCAGGGCUUUGCGCAAAGAGAUUAAGGCCAUAGCAGAAGAGUACGACGUCGACUGGGAUGAGCGGAGUGAUGGAGUUGGUGGAGAUAAAGUCAUCAAUCCUCUGGCUGAAGGUGCAAGGGGCGGAGAAGGGGAGGGUCGGGGAACGCAGAAGUGGUAG
Molecule: messenger RNA, 1140 nt
Organism: Tuber melanosporum (Perigord truffle)
Lineage: Eukaryota; Fungi; Ascomycota; Pezizomycetes; Pezizales; Tuberaceae
Exons: 3
Coding region: 1-1140 (379 amino acids)
Biological process (GO): mitochondrial calcium ion homeostasis; calcium import into the mitochondrion
Cellular component (GO): uniplex complex; mitochondrial inner membrane
Molecular function (GO): calcium channel activity; uniporter activity
Source: RefSeq, a predicted model, not a curated record